AUGUGGUCAGGCGGAUGGGCAGCAGUGAAUUGGCUUUCCGUUUCUGAGGCCUGUCUCCCUAAUUCGCCUCCCUUCAACCGGUCCCAUUCUGCUGGCCGGGCAGAGACCAAAUCAGCCUGUGGUCCAAACAUAACCUCACCUCCUCACAACGCUCUAUCGUCCUACAGUCCAUUAGUCUUGAGGGCCAAUCCUACAAGCGGUGUGGCCCGUUUCUGUACCGACUCCCGCGCCAACUACAGCCAAAAGUUCACCUUACGCUAG
Protopolystoma xenopodis is the source of this 261-nucleotide messenger RNA. Lineage: Eukaryota; Metazoa; Platyhelminthes; Monogenea; Polystomatidea; Polystomatidae. The record is from the annotation of a GenBank genome assembly.